Messenger RNA from Hymenoscyphus albidus, 7779 nucleotides. NCBI's taxonomy places the organism in Eukaryota, Fungi, Ascomycota, Leotiomycetes, Helotiales, Helotiaceae. The record is from the annotation of a GenBank genome assembly.
AUGAUAGCCCCCCCACGAAGCCGAACCCGUGCUAACACCGUCUCAUCAGCCCAGUCGCCGGUUGAAGGUCUGAGCGAUCGGUUGUCGACCGUCUUCUCGCAGUACACGCCCAUUGAUAUCGAAUUGUGGAAAAGCGAGUCCUGGAACGCGACCUUGAAACCGGCCUCGAGAUCCGUAGACGGAAGAGACCACCCAUCACAGUACCAACACCACCAGACCUUCCCGGCGGGACUCGCGCCGAAUUCCUCGUCAGACCUCCAACUCCAACCUACGAAUUUGUCCCCCCGUCUGUAUCCGCCGGGAAGCACACUUGCAGACAAAACUCACAAUCGCCAGACCAGCAUUGUUCAUGGCAUACAGCACUCGAGGAAUGGGAGUGUCGCUAGUUCCUCGUCCAGCCCGCUGAGCCCGCAGAUAAUUGCUGCCGUGGGAGGAGGGAAGUCUAAUGCAUCCAACAUGGGCGAUUCUGCGUUCAUGUCCGCCAUGUCCAGCAACAUGUCCAGCGGGGGCUCCUUCAGCUCGAGUACCACUCUGGUCCCCGAUCGACCAUCAACAGAGCACAGCAACUAUUCAACGACCCAACGGAGACUAGAACGGAAGCAAAGCGUGAAGCCUCGCAGUCACCAUCACUCCAAUUCGCGCCAUCACAAGGAUGAAGUGAAAACCGUGGGGGAAUAUGCCUUGCAUGUAUUGUUUACAUCUGUCAGUUGCCAAACUCGUACCCGCUACGAGCGCUUCACUAAUCCCCUCUUAGUUCAUUGCACAGGCGGAAGAGAAGAUCAACAUGUGUAUUACAGUGCCCCUCGACCCUGAGCCCCAAAUAGAGCAGAUAUGCGGGCCCGGCGUAGAUGCGACAUUCGAUCAGUUAAUUUCGGCUUUGGGACAUAUCGCAAGUCAAAAACCAAAACCGCUAAUCGAUUCCAUGAUGUUAUGGCGCAAGAACAAAAGUGAUGCUGCAAACGAAGCUCGGACACAGCUUGCCCAGGUAGGCCCCCCUUCCUACGUCAUCUAAUAUGUUCCUUAUACUUUCAACUAGCUUCGAAGCAACAGUGUUUCUUCUUCUUCUGGUCAUCCUCCUCGAAGAAAUACCGAACCUCCUCACCUGACAACGGAUUCAGAUGGGACUAGUGCACCUUCAAUUGCCGCACGUCAAGAAUUAGUUGCCCAAGCUGAACGUCGUUCUGCAGCAUCCAUUUACAUUUUGUGCCGGGUUCUGAUAGAAGUCAUUGGUCAAAGUACACUAACAUGUAUCACGCCGGAUAUGGAGGAGAAAUUGGAGGGAAUCAUUUUUGGUCAACUGAAGAUUGCUGACGCUGAGGCGCUCGCCAACUCCUCUCUGAAGAUGGCGAAUUGGCAUUUGUUCAGCCAAUUACUUGGUGUCAUGAGUGAAAUAAAUUUCGAUAGCGUUGCCGACCGCUUCAUCAACGACCUCGAAAAAUCCCAGGCCGAUUUGGUUGGUAAGGGUCCAGGGAACAGAGAAAUAGAGGGUAGAAUGGAACUUGUCCUUGGAGGAAUGAAGCACUUGCGCAUCAAAACAUAUCCCGAAGAUAUAUGGGACCAAUCUUGCGACUUUAUGAUAUCCCUUGGCCGCUUCUUUGAUGUGUCUUCGGGCCAGCGCCUCAAAUAUGCUUACUGCCAAGCUUUGGAGGUUCUUUUACUACCUGUCGCGGCCACAGCUAAUACGGAGUUAAACAUGCCAAAAUGGACAGAGGUUCUUUCAGCUAUUGGCCCCCGACUUGCAUCAAUGUUUGUAAAGCCUAAGCAUUGGGCGGUUGCUUUCCCCCUUACUGCCACACUGCUUUGCGCCUCUCCUAUAGAGACUUUCUCGACUCAGUGGCUGCAGCUUGUAUUGCCAUUGCAGCCCAAAUUUAAGGAUCGAUUCGCACGCCCAAUUUGCCUUCAAGUAAUAUCCCGGCUUCUAUGGACCUAUCUCUAUCGUUCCCAAGAAUCAACCGCAGUCACGCACAAGAAGCUAGAUGAAGUCAUGAAGCUAGUUCUGCCACCAGGGAGAAGAACCUACCUUUCGACCGAUGCAUCUAUUGCGGACCCACUGAUUCAAAUUAUUCGCAUUAUCGGGUUCAAACACCAAGAGUAUUGCUUUAGGAAUAUUGUAUUUGCAUUAAUCAAUGCCGACCUAUUUGCUUCUAGAGAACUCAAGGAUUUCAAGGUCGAGCAACUAGAGCCAGAAAAGAUGGUUAUUGGUAUUCGAGCUUUUCUUGCCAUAAUGUCAGAUCUAGAAAAGGGAGAUCAAGGGCGACCGCCAUUUCCUCAGCAGUAUCAAAUGACGCCAGCUUUUGAGAGACUACCAACCUCUCCUAUCUUGAUGUCUCCGCGACCAGUUACCUCUACAGAAAUGCCAACGACGAAAGGAGAAGAGCGACUUUCGCGCCCUGUCCUCACAAACACUCUCGGCGAUGUCGCAAGGGAGUAUUAUGCUCGAUUUUGUGAGAUCCUUGGAAAGAUAACUAUUAUUUGUGACAACACCUUUGGUGGUCAAGCUGUGCUUGACGAGAAAUUCAACAGUCCAGCACCAAAAACUCCAAUUGCAGAAACUUUCAACUUUGGUCGUCGAGGUGGUGACGAUCAUCCCAGUCCAUCAGAAUUUAAACAAGGUUUUUACGAGCUGCUUCACGUCGCCGUUCAGGCCUUACCUCGUUGUCUGUCUUCUGAUAUCCCCAUUAAGUCGCUGGUAAAUCUCUUGUGCACUGGUACCGCACAUGUACAAUAUAACAUUGCCGAAUCGUCUGCACAAUCUCUCAAAUCAAUAGCGAGACAAUCACAGGCGCAGCAAGUCACCAUUGGGUUUGCGAGAUUUAUCUUCAAUUUUGAUGACAGGUAUUCUACCAUGUCAGAGGGCGGCAUGCUUGGGCCCGGACAUAUCGAGAGCACCCUCAAGCUUUAUGUUGAACUCCUGCAAAUUUGGAUUGAAGAGAUCAAAAACAAGACUAGAGAGGCUGCAGACGCUUCCGGAGAUGACAGUUCAGACAAGAGAGGAAUGCAGCUGGAUUUAUCAGGUAUUUGGGCUCAGAUUGAUGAACUCGAAUCACACGGAUUAUUUUUCCUUUGCUCUCAAUCUCGAAGAGUCCGGGCAUUUGCUGUCAAUGUCUUGCGCCUCAUUACAGAAUUCGACACCGCGCUGGGAAAGGAUAAUAGUCGACUGAUUCAUAUUCUCGAGGGUGAUUCCAUGCAUGUCAUGGAUUUCAAUGACGAGCACUUAUCAGUCGCUGAGCGCAGUAGGCUUCAGCGUGGGAUGCAGAAGAGUAACUCUCAAAGCGCCUUAAUCGAGCUUUGCAGCAGUGAGAUAUCCUACGACACGACACUUUGGUUCAAAAUAUUCCCAAAUUUGAUCAAGAUUAGCUAUGAGCGCUGCCCAUUUGCUGUUACACUCGGGCGGGAACUUAUCUGCAAUCGCGUCCUCCAGAUGCACAGGACUAUCUCUACCCUCUCGGAAGCAACGAGAGGUCCACAUUAUGGUGGAUCAUUUGAUCGCAUCGAACCCGGUAGUGGUAGAUUCCUUUCUCGAGCGUCAACUACGCCACCUGAGGUACUAAUUGAACAAUGGAAACUCUAUUUGAUAGUCGCAUGCACAACACUUUCUGAUAAAGGUGGGGCGCAACAGCUAUUAGCACAAGGACAGCAUGUCAGAAAAGGCUCAAAGCUCGCGCAGCCCCAGGAAAAGAUCGUUUCUGCGCGGUCCCUUUUCAAGAAAAUCAUACCACUUCUCUCUGUGGGACCCGCUUCAAUAAGGGACGCCGUAGUGGUAGCUCUUGGAGCCAUCAAUGUCAACAUAUUCAAAACUUUGUUGGAAGAGUUGCAAGACGCGGUGGCACGAUGUAACGACGAUGCUAGAGCCCGAAUACACCAAAGAACUGCAAGCAGUCCUCGUAGGAAUCGUAAGACUGAUCUGCUGAGAACCGAGAUAACCCACGUCUACAGAUUGACAUCACAUUUCCUCAAGGAUUCCGAUAUUUAUGAAGAUGAUUGGAUUGUGAACAACCUUGUCCUCUACACCAAAGACCUCAAGCUCUUCCUUAUGGAUGGCGAGGUUCAGAUGGAUUGGGAGUUUCAAAAACUCCGUCGACACUACUGCGGCCUGAUGGAGGAACUCUUUGAAGGAAUCAAUCGUACCCAAGACCCAUCUCGCUGGAUGACUUUUGAGUCCAGGAAAUCGGCCUUCGCCUUGAUGGAGGAUUGGUGUGGAUACUCACCCAAUCAACAGCAGAUCCGCCAGAGGGAAGACAGUAUGAGACAGUCGAUGAUUGACCAGCAAAGCAUUGGCGAGCGAGGUACGGUGACUGCCGCGAUGGAGAUUGAGAAACGCAAUCUACGUACCGCUGCACUGAGCGCCAUGGCUGCACUUUGUGGGGGGCCGAUCAGUAUUACAACCGAAAGCAAAGCCAACCUGCAAUUCGAUAUCCGAAGGAUGCUUUCCUGGAUCGAAACCAUAUUUAGUGUUGGAAGCGACAGAAUGCAUGCAAUAGGUCGAAGGGCACUCAAGAAUUUGAUUGUGCACAACAAGGAGUACUCCUAUCUCUUAGACCACUCAAUAUCGCGAUGUUACCUCGCAGAUGCCUCGAAAGUUUUGGAUAGUUACUUUGAGGUAGUAACGCAGGUAGUUUUGGAGAACUCCGAUUACCCGAUGCCAUUCUGGAGAUUGCUUGCGAUUGGCCUCUACACCCUCGGCAGCGAAAUGAGCGAAAUUCGUUCUAAAUCUGCCCAUGUGCUGCGAGCACUCGAGGAGAGACAACAAAAAAGCUCCAAGAUCCAGGAUUACGAUAUAAGCAUCUCGGAUAAGACGAAGGCUGUGUACAAGCUUGCGCAAUUUGAAAUAUCCAAGCGUCUUUCGAUUCAGCACUCUGAAUUGGCCUUCCUCAUAUUUUCAGAAUUCACUCAAUAUUUCAAAGACCUUCAACCUGAUGCCCAGCGAAACAUGGUCGCUGUCAUUCUUCCUUGGAUUCAGAUAAUCGAAUUGCAACUCGACCCCAACGGUGGGCCGACAGCAUACUCGUAUGUCUUGCUUGCAAAUCUCUUUGAGAUCACUAUCAAGUCCAGUAGCGCUCUUCACCACGAAGUUCAGGCCUUGUGGCAAGCGCUCGCUACUGGCCCUCAUGCAGGAAACGUCCAGCUUGUACUUGAUUUCAUCAUGAAUCUCUGCCUAGAUCGACGCGAGCAGAACUUUGUCGAAUAUGCAAAGCAAAUUGUUGUCUUUCUGUCGAGUACUCCGGCGGGUGUCAAGGUCGUCGAGUUCCUCUUGAUGCAAAUAAACCCCAAGGCAAUGAUACCGAAUGAGAGGCGUGAGCUUGCUCCGCCUCCACUAGACACAGUCAAACUACCUUAUGUAGCCGACUUGACCGAAGCUCUGCCAAUGGGUGCUAAACAGGCAGGCUUCUCGUUGGGGCAGCUAUCAUUGAUUCUACUGGUCGACCUGAUGGUUUCUCCAGACCAACUGGUGGCCGAGAACGUGCCGCUACUCCUGCAGGUCGUAACAGUUCUAUGGGAUCACUAUAUUCCUCUAGUUCAAGACCAAGCCCGCGAGAUGCUAAUUCAUCUGAUGCAUGAGCUAGUAGUCUCAAAGACCGAUGAUGAAUUUACGAUACCCACGAAGACGUCCAUUGAGGACUUUAUUGAAUCUAUCAGACGCCAUGAUCUGGCCGUUAUUUGGCAGUACGAAGAUAAUAAUGGCAAGGUUGAUGAUCAAGACAACAAAGUGCCGGCUGGAAUGGAACUACUUACGACCGCAAUGGUGAAGAAUUUUGAAAUUACAUAUCCUGGUAUUCAAGAGCAUUGGGGCAAAUUGUCACUGACUUGGGCUACAUCUUGUCCCGUCAGACAUCUCGCAUGCCGAUCCUUUCAAAUAUUCCGUUGCAUUCUCACCUCCCUAGACCAACAGAUGCUUGCAGACAUGCUAGCUAGGCUGUCAAAUACCAUUGCAGACGAGGAUUCUGACGUCCAAACUUUCUCUAUGGAAAUUCUUACCACCCUCAAGACCCUCAUCUGCAAGCUGGAGCCAGGUGAUCUAUUGAACUUUCCACAAUUGUUUUGGACAACAUGUGCAUGCUUGGAUAGUAUCAAUGAGCGAGAGUUCUUGGAAGCAUUGAGUAUGUUGGAAGUUUUAAUGACGAAGUUGAACUUUUCGGACCACAAUGUUCGAAAAAUUCUUAUGGAGGGUUGCCCCCCUAAAUGGGAGGGCACUUUUGAAGGACUCCAACCUUUAGUAUACAAAGGACUACGCUCCUCUGUCUGUCUCGACUUGACUUUAAAGACUCUAAAUGAACUGGUCCAGCUUCCAAAUGACCCUCUCAUUGGAGAUGGUAGCCGUUUACUGUAUGCGGUUCUGGCGAAUUUCCCUGGGUUCCUACAUGCCAUGGAUCAACCAACCAUCGACACGAAGAGCGCCCAGACAGCCGGCAUUCUUGCUGAAGUUGCAGAAGCCUCUGGUUGCAAUACCAUCGCUAGAGCGCUAAGUGGAUUCGCUGCUUCACGCUAUCGGUCGAGUAAGGAUUUCCAGUCUCAGUUGGUCUCGGCCCUUCGAGAGGCAUUCUUCCCUGAGCUAGACUUUGGCGCCCUGAUUUUCCUGAUGGGUCUUCUGACAAACAGCAUACCAUUUUACAGGCUGAAGACGAUGCGCAUUCUAUGUUCUGUCAUUCCAGAUAUCGACAUGCGAAAACCAGAAAUUGCGUCACAUGGUCCUGACUUGAUAUCACCUCUACUUAGGUUGUUGCAGACAGAAUAUUGUAUGCAAGCUCUUGAGGUUUUGGAUAAAAUCAUGACCAUGGCCGGAACUUCUAUGGACAAACAUCAUUUACGUAUGAGCAUGGCUCGGUCAUCGUCAAAGGCCAUUCGAAAAGAGUAUGAACGCACCCAAAGCCUUUUUGGAAUUCCUGAAGAAUCAGGAUGGUCAAUUCCUGUUCCAGCAAAGCACGCCGAAACCACGAGAUCCAACGUACAUGCUGCGUUUUACAUGUGCCAAAGCGCAGAAAAUGCGAACCAAGAACCAGCAACCACCCAAGAUGUUGAAUUCCACGUUGACAACUUCCAAUACGGGUACUUCCCAGCACCCGAACGAACCGAAACGAUGAUGUCUGAUGAAGGACGAGUAGAAGGACAUAUUGGAGACUUGGUGAUGCGCCUCGACAGUCUUGAUGACUUCUUCGAGGAUAGUUUAGGCAGUCCCACUAGUGAUGGACGAUCAUCUCGUACAAUCACUGAAGCUGGGUUCUCAGGGGAUGCAUUCGAGUCAGGAGCACAGUUAUAUGAUGAGCAAACGCUGCCCAUCUUACAUCAGUCACUUGCACGUACCUCAAGCACCGCAUCAUUUCAAAAUGGGUUCGCUGACAGAGUUUCGCCUGGCAGUCGUGAUGCUACCUCGAACGCAAUGAAUCCCGGCGCUUUCAAACUCGCCACCUCCGCUCGCACCGGGCUGCACACACGAAGUAUUACGUCGCCCUCCGCGCCGUCGGCUAGUUUCCAAAGUACGCUCACCACGUAUCUGUCUGAUGAGGAAGGGACCGAUGAGGUGUUCUCGGAUGGCGAUGAUGAUCGGGUUGGUCCGUCGGGAGAGGGCUCCUUCUUCCUCGAGAGCAUGAUCAAACCGCUUGCUCAGGGUACUCGAUCUGGGGUUCGACGGUUGACGGGUGGGAGGACGAGAGAGGGGGACAGAUUCCGGGAGAGCUAUCGGAGGGGGAUCAGUCAGCCGCCUAGGAGUCCUCGGGUUCCGAAGGUGCCUAGUGCGUUUUUGCAGCCGAACUCUUAGAGUUGUUGGAGUCCUGGUGUGUGAGG